UUUCCUGAGGAGCACACGCUGCGUGUCUGGACCUCUGUACGCCACAGGGACUUUGUUUCACUCCGCUUUUUCCCACGAGAUGUUGAUUGUGCUCGUGCGAAGACAGUGCAUCUUCGCCCCACAGUCUCGCUAACGACUGUAGUGAAGAAACAUUUUUUUUUUCCCCCUUUUUCUUAUUGUUCUCUGACAACUCCGGAGCCAAUACCCGCGCAGAGCGCACAGGUACACACUUCCUCCUGAGCAGGACUGUCAGAGAGCUGCCCCGGGAUUCUCUAUUAUUAUUGAUCUCUGCUGGAAACCAAAGUCAUUGAUCUGUUGGGAUUGGUUUGUUCAAUGACUUACAGGACUCGAUUGGAAGUUAUAUUCGGAAAGCUGUAACAUAAGAGUUUUUUUUAAAAAAACACACCUUGUUGGGGAGCCAUGCAGCUGGAUGGUCUGUGGACGGUCCACGCCCUCCUGGCACUGUCCAGCUUUGCUCUGGGGAACCCGAUGAGCAAUGACCCGCUGGCCGCACCCCGAGUUUUCAUUUCCUUCAAAGAGCUGAGAUCCACUGGCACCGCUCAUCACUUCGCCUACCUCCUCAACACGUCCGAUUACAGGAUCCUGCGCAUGGAUGAGGACCAUGACCGGAUGUACGUUGGCAGCAAGGAUCACAUCUUGUCCCUGGACCUUCAUGACAUCAACAAGGACCCCCACAUUAUCCACUGGCCAGUGUCAGAACGUAGAAGGAUGGAGUGCCUCGUGAGUGGGAAAGAUGCCAAUGAGGAGUGUGCUAACUUCAUCCGUCUCAUUGAGCCAUGGAACCGGACUCAGCUCUACAUCUGUGGGACAGGAGCCUACAAUCCAGUCUGUACCUUUGUCAACCGUGGACGCAAACCUCAGACGUCCAUGUAUCUGCAGAUGGCCCAGGCCAGAGGAAGGGCUAGCCGCGCAGCUGAACCCAGUGCGGUGCACGAGACACUUGGAUUAAAGGAAGAUAUCUUCCAUUUGGAGCCCGGCAAGGUAGAAUCUGGGAAAGGAAAGUGCUCCUACGACCCGAAGCUCAACAGCGUGUCAGCUUUGAUCAAUGGUGAGCUGUAUGCAGGGGUCUAUGUUGACUUUAUGGGAACAGACUCUGCCAUUUUCCGUACUUUGGGAACAAAGACGGCCAUGCGAACAGAUCAGUACAACUCCAGAUGGUUAAAUGACCCCACCUUCAUACACGUCCACCUGAUCCCAGACAGUGCGGAGAGAAAUGAUGACAAGCUGUAUUUCUUCUUCCGGGAGAAGUCCUCUGAGAUGGGUCAGACUCCAGUGACCCAGUCCCGUAUAGGACGCAUCUGCCUGAACGAUGAUGGAGGCCACUGCUGUCUGGUGAACAAGUGGAGCACCUUCCUGAAGGCCAGACUCAUCUGCUCGGUGCCGGGGGCUGACGGCAUGGAGACGCACUUUGAUGAGCUCCGAGAUGUUUACAUACAGCCAACACAGGACACAAAAAAUCCUGUGAUUUAUGGAGUCUUCUCUGUUUCUGGCUCUGUCUUCAAAGGCUCAGCAGUGUGUGUUUACUCCAUGGCUGACAUCCGCAUGGUCUUUAAUGGACCCUUUGCCCACAAAGAGGGUCCAAAUUACCAGUGGGUUGCCUACACAGGGAAGAUUCCCUACCCCCGACCAGGCACGUGCCCUGGAGGUACAUUCACCCCCAACAUGAAGUCCACCAAGGACUAUCCAGAUGAAGUGAUUAACUUUAUGAGGAAUCACCCUGCCAUGUACAAUGCUGUGUACCCGGUGCAUAAGCGCCCCCUGGUGGUUCGGACCAAUGUUGACUAUGAGUUCACCACCAUCACUGUGGAUCAGGUGACGGCUGCAGAUGGAAACUAUGAAGUUCUCUUCUUAGGAACUGAUAAGGGAACGGUUCAGAAAGUCAUUGUGUUGCCCAGGGAUGACCUGCAGACGGAGGAGCUGGUACUGGAGGAGGUGGAGGUUUUCAAGGUCCCGACCCCGAUUACAACAAUGAAGAUCUCAUCUAAAAGACAACAGCUUUACGUGUCAUCUACGCUGGGGCUGACCCAGCUGGCUCUUCACCGCUGUGAUGUGUACGGCGAGGCCUGUGCAGACUGCUGCCUGGCCAGAGACCCUUACUGUGCCUGGGACGGCAAGUCGUGCUCCCGUUACUCUGCCUCGCAGAAGAGGUCUGACCCGUUUAGACGGAGCCGGCGGCAGGACGUCAAGUACGGGAACCCCAUACGUCAGUGCAGAGGCUUCAACUCUAAUGCUAAUAAGAAUACCCUGGAGAUGGUGCAGUAUGGGGUGGAGGGAAGCAGCACCUUCCUGGAGUGUCAGGCCCGCUCACCACAUGCCCUCAUCAAAUGGCAUCUGCAGAGAGAUAACAGCGACCGCAGGAAAGAGAUGCGCUCUGAUGGCCGCAUUUUGAAGACGGAGCAGGGCCUCCUCCUGCGCUCUCUGCAGCCCUCUGACUCUGGAAUGUACCAGUGCACGGCCACGGAGAAGAACUUCAAACACACUCUGGUCAAGCUACAGUUGGUAGUGCUGUCAAGCCGGGCUGUCAACAAUGUGCUUGUAGAGGGUGCAGGGGGGCUGCCGUCUUCUUUACACUCCUCCAGCACCCAGUGGACUCCCAGCUCAGGCCAGUACAAGGACUUGCUGACCAUCCUGAGCCAGCCAGAGAUGAGCCUGAUUAAUCAGUACUGCCAGGACUACUGGCAGUAUGGAGACCCGCUGAUGGGCGCCCUGAAGGCCAAAGACCUGAAGGAGCUCAAGGAGCAGAAGAAACCCCGCAACCGCCGGCAUCACGGAGAGGUGGAGGAGGAAGAGGGGCGGGAGAAGGUAGAGACAUGAGGAGCCCAGCUUUGUGUCUAAAACAACCUCAGCCACCCUCCCCCCACCCUGUGAAAACUGGGAGAGACUCAUUCAGAGUAGCAGCGUGAAAAAAAUCCACAAUCCCAAAAAAACGCAAACUGAGAAAAAAAGAGGCUUACAAACAAAUCCCCACACACUUCCUCUUCAGCAGUAAGAUAUAUGAUACACAGUAUUUAUUGUAGGUUGUAUAUAGUCCGAUUCUGUGGAUUUCUUUGUACUUAUAGAAAAAAACAUGCUCUUUGUGUAUAGGUACCUGUGGGGCAAAUAUUAUUAUUGAUGUUGUUAAUUUUUAUUGUUGCUGUUACUGUCAUUACAAACUCAUCGUCAUAAUCAUAUGACCUCUGCGACUGUUAGGAAUGUGUUAUCAGGCAUGUAAGCUGUUAGAGGCGAGCUCUGAGGGGCUCUAUUACAGGAGGAAGAGCUGUUGAUGAGAGGUGAUGGGAUCUCUGUUGUUUCUUCUUUACUUUGACUCGAUGCCAGGACUCUUUGAUUUCUGGACACUCCAGGAAUGUCUGCGAUGUAACCUCCAUGUGGCUGCAUGACAGAGACUUGAUAUUGUGAGGGGACCAGACACAUGGUCCCAUUUAUAGAGGGGAAAUGAUCGUUUCUCCAUGGGAACCCAGACAUAUGAUGACUGUUGAAAUAUAUUUUGACUGGUGUAACUGGGCCUUUUAUAUGAAAUUGGUGCUUGCCUUUUGCUUUUAUUUUCUGCCCUACUUGAUUGAGGGAUUGUCAGUGAAAUUUGGCAAAUUUUGAUUUUACUCCACAGAGUACCUGAAGGUUCAUCAGGCCUUUGCACUCAAGUUUAAGGGUGUUUUCACAUUAAGGCGUGACUGAGCAUGAUUGCUCCCCCAUCGUCUCUUCUUUGUACCUGAGCACACUUGCAUAUUGCAUAGUCUGAUGCAGCAGGUGGCAGUAUGCAGAUAGGUGUUUGCAAACAGCCAAGAAGAAAAAAGAAGAAGAAGCAACCUUGGGAACCACUCACUUUGGCGUUUGUUUAUACCCUGUGUGAAUCAUGGAGUCCAACCUGCUUGUAUUUAUUUGAUUUUUUUCUGUCUUUUUUUUUCAUGAGAAUAGUGACACUUUCUUUUUCCACAUCCACCAUGCAGCUCAGAGAAUGACAUAGAUCUGUGAAUAUAGAUUGCCCUUGAUGCAAUAAACAAAAAGGUAAAAAGUGGCAAGAAAAAGUCGCAUGACUUAAAGUGGCAAAAUUGGGCAGAAAGCAGCAAAAAUUGUUUUUUAAAGUGGUAAAAAUUGAUGGAAAGUGGCAAAAAUUGUUUUGAACUUGAAAAAGUGGGUGAAAAGUGGCAAACAUUAGCUACAAGUGCCAAAAAGAUGUGGCAAAAUGGGCAAAAAGUGGCACAAAUGAGAAUUAACUGGCAAAAAAUGGCUAGGAAGGACAACUAACAGCAAAAACUAGUUAAAAGUGGUUAAAAGAAGUAGCAAAAAUGCACAGGGAAAAGUGGCGAAAAGGAGUUAAAAAGUAGCACAGAUAAAUAAUUCCAACAUUAGAACCCAGUGAUAGUUUGAUACACUUUUCAGAACCAAGAUGUUAGCCAGGAUGAUAGCCCAAUUGCUACUGAGCCAACACACAUGCAAUCAAUAAACCAAAACCAGGGAGGGUCCAUUCUCUGGGCUUUUCAGCGGCCCAGCCAACUCUGUGGGCAACCCUGCUGAUGUGACCCCAAUGACACGGGAAUGCCAGAUAGGUGGCAGGAAGUGAGAGACAGCUAGCCACAAGGAAUAAAUGGGAGUGAAGGAAAGUUGGUACUUGCUGCAAUUAUCAUCAGAAAAUGUUAACACCCAUUGACUAUGACCCCUACACUUAACAAAAAUUACCUGGGGUGGAAGCAUUCAAUAAUAAAAAUGACUCAGUCCUAUAGACCUCCAAGCGCCAGGCUAUUAAAUUGGAGGGUUGGGGUUAGGCCCCUGAGGUCAUUAUUAGUGGCCCUUUGGGAAGACUACAAAUGUUUUUAAAAGAUGCACAAACUUUUUUUUCUCCAAAUAAGGUAAGGUAUGUUUUUUAUAUUUCACAUGAAUUCCCCAAUUUAUUUGUCCCACCUCACAAUGUCGCAACUUAUUCCUGUUUAUAAAUAAUCCUCUCAUGACUACACUGCUCUCCACUAAUGAGAAGUCAAAAUGUUUAUAUAUAUAUAUAUAUAUAUAUAUAUACAUACAUACAUAUAAAGACAAAAAGUUACUGCAUUGGCUGACUCUGCUCAUCCAGACUUUACAAGGAGGCUUGUAAUCCUUGCUUGCCACUUUUUCUCUGUGAGAAACUUUUCCUUAUUUUUGCCUAAAUGUUUACUACUCAAAAGUAGCUCAAUGUUUUUUUUUUUUCAUAAUCUGAACAGAUAGAAUAAUCAUAAAAUGCACACUUCUUUGCAGAAAACACUCUCUGCCCCUAUCUGACGCUGUGACGUGACGGCAUCUGCAACAAAACAUUUUCUAAUAGAGAUAGGAGAUGUUGGGAAUUGCUUGUAGAACUCCACUUACUGACAAGUGCCCUAUCCUGGGGCAUGGUUGCAAUCACAUCUCCCAUGGUCCUCAGUCUGGUGCAUGGGAACCGUGUCUAUGACCCCCUCUUUGAGUGGACUCUUGGUAAUCAUGUGUUCACAAAUAAAUUGGACUUAAGAAUCAAGUGCUCUCUGAUUGGGCCUCUUAAUGUGAAACCACCCUAAAAAGACAAGAGAAGUCAAGUUUGAAAAAUUAACACUGAGAGAAAGGCAAGCAUCAGAUCUUUUUUUAAUGAAACUUAAUGGGACAUGUAAUAUUUUGGUUCUAAGAUAAACCAUUGUUUGAACUGAGGUUAUGGUGCAAUAAAGGGUCAUGGUUUUGUAUAAAGGGCAUUAUUCUUUUACAUUCAAGGGACACUGGCUCUGGCCAAAUCCAACAAGCACACUCUGCAACUUUUAAGUUGAUUUCUUAAAAAAAGAAAAAAAAAAUCAAAGAUAAAAGAAGUGCCAGAUGAGGCAGCAGUUAUUAGCUCUGAGCACAAAAGGCAUCUUUAUUCUUUCUUCUCUGACAUUCAUAUGUGGAAAAAUAAUAUUGCCCCUUUACACAUCAGAGCAUUGUAACAAUGUUGUGACACUAACCAAAAUGUUGGGAAGCUGGCUUUCAUUGUGUGCAUGAACCUGUACUUGUACUGUAAUUCUGAUAUGAUAAUGUGUGGUCAUUAUGUUUUUGUUUUUUCAUCUCUAGGGGUUUAAGGUGCAGUCCCCAGGGGAAAGUUCAAGUAUAGAGAAAAUCUACUAAACAAAAGUUUGAAAGAAGUCAAAUUUCCCCUGUGUAUGGAAAAAUAGAUACACUUAUAUUAACUCAAAAAAUGUUUUUGAUAGCACAGACUGAAAAAGUAGAAAUCAAAACAUUACAAUGGCAUGGAAAGUAUGGAGACCAAGGCAGUCUGAUUUAAAGAUAAGUGACAGUUAACAGAUUUUUAUUGUUAUGCCCACCCUCUAGUAUCAACAGCCAUGAAUUAAAGUCAACAGCGCUGUCACUGGGGAGAAAAGACUUUAAAACACCUAGAACAAGUUGCAAUCUUGUUUUCAUAUCAUUUUGCGAUUCCAGAGGCUUUCAAACAUGUCUGGCAUGUAUUCAGCCAUUUUGAAAGCCUCUGGGACCAUGCACCCAUAAUGAACAGAGGGGUUUCUGUAUCUGCUCCUCAGUCUGUCCACUGCUUAUGCAGUCAAGAAAAAAUGCAAAGAAAGGUUGUACAAUUUGUUAGUAUUUUUAAAUAUGUGUCCGUAGUUUUUGAGUGUUUGUUUUGUAUUUUUGCAUCAUCAUCUUUAAGGAAAAAAGAAGAAAAAAAGAAAUGCACAGAGGUGAUGUUAUUGUAAUGACUUGUGUAAAUUACUCUAUCCCCCUUUCCAUUGUUGUUGCUGACUAAUAAAUUAAAGCUCUAUAUUUUAUAAGAAUGGAAUGCUCCCCCCCUUCAUUGUGAUUGGCUUGAUAAAUGAUGUUCAUGUUCUGCCCAGAGCCAUCUGGAUCCUUGGAAUAAAGUUGUACCUGUUAAAGAGA
This is a messenger RNA of Cheilinus undulatus (humphead wrasse), 6873 nucleotides long. It is a transcript of the gene sema3fb, whose product is annotated as sema domain, immunoglobulin domain (Ig), short basic domain, secreted, (semaphorin) 3Fb. The transcript is spliced from 19 exons. Gene Ontology annotation, biological process: semaphorin-plexin signaling pathway; negative regulation of axon extension involved in axon guidance; axon guidance. Lineage: Eukaryota; Metazoa; Chordata; Actinopteri; Labriformes; Labridae. The record is from RefSeq and is a predicted model, not a curated record. The coding region runs from base 421 to 2835 and encodes 804 amino acids. Gene Ontology annotation, molecular function: semaphorin receptor binding; chemorepellent activity.